Messenger RNA from Sphaeroforma arctica JP610, 209 nucleotides. RefSeq lists its product as hypothetical. The record is from RefSeq and is a predicted model, not a curated record. The transcript has a single exon. NCBI's taxonomy places the organism in Eukaryota, Ichthyosporea, Ichthyophonida. The annotation marks the transcript as partial.
GUUUGCAAAAUUCUUCAACGCAGUGACGUCACUCACACUUGCCGGGUUCUUCACGGGUGAAGACAAGUUUUCGCUGGCUGCCGUUAAGAUUCUGGAACAGUUUUUUGAAACGAAAUACAAGCCCAAGGAUUUGGUGCUUGCCAUGUAUGGGGACGAGAAAAAUGUGGAGGAUCUGCACACCUAUGAGACUUUUGUACUGGGUGCUAUAG